AUGUGCGUAAGGAUGGACGGGCCCCGCUCUCCUUCAGUAUGUGCGUGGGGAUGGACGGGCCCCGCUCUCCUUCAGUAUGUGCGUGGGGAUGGAUGGGCCCCACUCUGCUUCAGUAUGUGCGUGGGGAUGGACGGGCCCCGCUCUCCUUCAGUGUGUGCGUGGGGAUGGACGGGCCCCGCUCUCCUUCAGUGUGUGCGUGGGGAUGGACGGGCCCCGCUCUCCUUCAGUAUGUGCGUGGGGAUGGAUGGGCCCCACUCUGCUUCAGUGUGUGCGUGGGGAUGGACGGGCCCCGCUCUCCUUCAGUAUGUGCGUGGGGAUGGACGGGCCCCGCUCUCCUUCAGUAUGUGCGUGGGGAUGGACGGGCCCCGCUCUCCUUCAGUAUGUGCGUGGGGAUGGACGGGCCCCGCUCUCCUUCAGUGUGUGCGUGGGGAUGGACGGGCCCCACUCUCCUUCAGUGUGUGCGUGGGGAUGGACGGGCCCCACUCUCCUUCAGUGUGUGCGUGGGGAUGGACGGGCCCCACUCUCCUUCAGUAUGUGCGUGGGGAUGGACGGGCCCCACUCUGCUUCAGUAUGUGCGUGGGGAUGGACGGGCCCCACUCUGCUUCAGUGUGUGCGUGGGGAUGGACGGGCCCCGCUCUCCUUCAGUAUGUGCGUGGGGAUGGACGGGCCCCGCUCUCCUUCAGUGUGUGCGUGGGGAUGGACGGGCCCCACUCUCCUUCAGUGUGUGCGUGGGGAUGGACGGGCCCCGCUCUCCUUCAGUGUGUGCGUGGGGAUGGACGGGCCCUGCUCUGCUUCAGUGUGUGCGUGGGGAUGGACGGGCCCCACUCUCCUUCAGUGUGUGCGUGGGGAUGGACGGGCCCCACUCUCCUUCAGUGUGUGCGUGGGGAUGGACGGGCCCCACUCUGCUUCAGUGUGUGCGUGGGGAUGGACGGGCCCCGCUCUCCUUCAGUAUGUGCGUGGGGAUGGACGGGCCCCGCUCUCCUUCAGUGUGUGCGUGGGGAUGGACGGGCCCCACUCUCCUUCAGUGUGUGCGUGGGGAUGGACGGGCCCCGCUCUCCUUCAGUGUGUGCGUGGGGAUGGACGGGCCCCACUCUCCUUCAGUGUGUGCGUGGGGAUGGACGGGCCCCACUCUGCUUCAGUGUGUGCGUGGGGAUGGACGGGCCCCACUCUCCUUCAGUAUGUGCGUGGGGAUGGACGGGCCCUGCUCUGCUUCAGUGUGUGCGUGGGGAUGGACGGGCCCCACUCUCCUUCAGUGUGUGCGUGGGGAUGGACGGGCCCCACUCUCCUUCAGUGUGUGCGUGGGGAUGGACGGGCCCCACUCUGCUUCAGUGUGUGCGUGGGGAUGGACGGGCCCCACUCUCCUUCAGUGUGUGCGUGGGGAUGGACGGGCCCCGCUCUCCUUCAGUGUGUGCGUGGGGAUGGACGGGCCCCCUCUCCUUCAGUGUGUGCGUGGGGAUGGACGGGCCCCGCUCUCCUUCAGUAUGUGCGUGGGGAUGGACGGGCCCCACUCUCCUUCAGUAUGUGCGUGGGGAUGGACGGGCCCCGCUCUCCUUCAGUAUGUGCGUGGGGAUGGACGGGCCCCGCUCUCCUUCAGUAUGUGCGUGGGGAUGGACGGGCCCCGCUCUCCUUCAGUAUGUGCGUAAGGAUGGACGGGCCCCACUCUGCUUCAGUGUGUGCGUGGGGAUGGACGGGCCCCACUCUCCUUCAGUAUGUGCGUGGGGAUGGACGGGCCCCGCUCUCCUUCAGUAUGUGCGUGGGGAUGGACGGGCCCCGCUCUCCUUCAGUGUGUGCGUGGGGAUGGACGGGCCCCACUCUCCUUCAGUGUGUGCGUGGGGAUGGACGGGCCCCACUCUCCUUCAGUGUGUGCGUGGGGAUGGACGGGCCCCGCUCUCCUUCAGUAUGUGCGUGGGGAUGGACGGGCCCCGCUCUCCUUCAGUGUGUGCGUGGGGAUGGACGGGCCCCGCUCUCCUUCAGUGUGUGCGUGGGGAUGGACGGGCCCCACUCUCCUUCAGUGUGUGCGUGGGGAUGGACGGGCCCCACUCUGCUUCAGUAUGUGCGUGGGGAUGGACGGGCCCCGCCAGGGCUGGACUGGGACAAAAAAACGCCCUGGGCCCCACUCUCCUUCAGUGUGUGCGUGGGGAUGGACGGGCCCCACUCUCCUUCAGUGUGUGCGUGGGGAUGGACGGGCCCCGCUCUCCUUCAGUAUGUGCGUGGGGAUGGACGGGCCCCGCUCUCCUUCAGUAUGUGCGUAAGGAUGGACGGGCCCCACUCUGCUUCAGUGUGUGCGUGGGGAUGGACGGGCCCCACUCUCCUUCAGUAUGUGCGUGGGGAUGGACGGGCCCCACUCUGCUUCAGUGUGUGCGUGGGGAUGGACGGGCCCCACUCUCCUUCAGUAUGUGCGUGGGGAUGGACGGGCCCCACUCUCCUUCAGUAUGUGCGUGGGGAUGGAUGGGCCCCACUCUGCUUCAGUGUGUGCGUGGGGAUGGACGGGCCCCACUCUCCUUCAGUAUGUGCGUGGGGAUGGACGGGCCCCACUCUGCUUCAGUGUGUGCGUGGGGAUGGACGGGCCCUGCUCUCCUUCAGUGUGUGCGUGGGGAUGGACGGGCCCCGCUCUCCUUCAGUGUGUGCGUGGGGAUGGACGGGCCCCACUCUGCUUCAGUGUGUGCGUGGGGAUGGACGGGCCCCACUCUGCUUCAGUGUGUGCGUGGGGAUGGACGGGCCCCACUCUCCUUCAGUAUGUGCGUGGGGAUGGACGGGCCCCACUCUCCUUCAGUGUGUGCGUGGGGAUGGACGGGCCCUGCUCUCCUUCAGUGUGUGCGUGGGGAUGGACGGGCCCCACUCUGCUUCAGUGUGUGCGUGGGGAUGGACGGGCCCCACUUUGCUUCAGUGUGUGCGUGGGGAUGGACGGGCCCCACUCUCCUUCAGUAUGUGCGUGGGGAUGGACGGGCCCCACUCUGCUUCAGUGUGUGCGUGGGGAUGCGAUGCGCGCGCUCUAUCUGUAGAUCCAGGUCCGUGGGAAGUUUCAGAGAGUUGCAGAUAAACUCUUUCACAAAUGCAGUCACGUCAUUCUUCUCCGCUCCCUCCGUGAUCCCGUGUAUCCUCACAUUCUUGCGCCUCGAUCUCGCCUCCAAACUCUCACACUUUGCAGCGAGUGUUGCUCCCUGCUCCAGCAGAAGGGUCACAGCCUUCUCCAGACGCGUGGUCCUGUCCUCGGUCUCCCCCAGCCUCACCUCUGCAGCCGUGGUCCUCGUCUCCAGCUUAGUCAUUUGCUCAGACACACUUUUAAUUAUCGCAGAGGGCGCAGAAGACGGAUCUCCAUCUGUUCCUGACUUCAUUAAGAAUCUGCUCAGGGAAAAACUGGAUUUGCCCCAGUCUCUGGACUUGACCAUAGACAGAGCGCACCGCUCCCUGGGAUCAAAGCCGCCACCCGAGGCCCACGAUCAGUGGCCCACGAUACAGUGA
Messenger RNA from Knipowitschia caucasica, 3462 nucleotides. Lineage: Eukaryota; Metazoa; Chordata; Actinopteri; Gobiiformes; Gobiidae. The record is from the annotation of a GenBank genome assembly.